GUCGCCGUUCAGCUUCUGUUCGCACAGACGAGUUUUCCUCAUCAGUGUGUGAUUGUGCGGGUCACAAAGCUCUCAGAUCGCCUUCAGCAUGUCCCUGUGUCCUCUCCGGACUCAUAUCGGUGUGCUCUGUUUUUAAAGCGGUCUCAGGGGUGGAAAUAAACCUGUCUGGAUGAGUUUGAUGAAAAGGGCGAUCUACUGAAGAGGAGGAGCCGCAUACACGUAUGCACAAACACACGGAGACAAUCGACCAGCAGACACAUUUAUUAACUUAUUAAACAUGAGACGCUUCGGUCGGCACAACAUACACACAUCACGGUGCUAGAUGGUGGUUGUGAAGGCAGUACGUAAUGCUGAAGGGGCUCGUCCUGAGUCAGAAUGAGUGUCAAAGAUGGCGACGGGACGACUAGCCAAGAUGGAAAGGCCUACGAACUUCAGAUAUACCCCCGACUCUCUCUGGAGACUGCGUCGUGCUGUAUACUCCGAGUCACCAAGGAGGCCACCGCAGCUAGCGUCAUACGGGAUGCGGCUGAGACCCUUGGACUGGAUACCAGAAAGCUAUAUGUCCUGGCUGAGGUGAAGGAGUGCGGUGGGGAGGAGUGGGUGCUGGAAUCGACUGACCUUCCCGUGCACAGGGUUCUUCUUUGGCCGAGAAAAGCCCAGGAACAACAUUCUCAGAAAGAGGGAUUUUACUUCCUCCUGCAAGAGCGCAACCACGAUGGCUCCAUCCGCUACGUGCACCUACCUACCAUGGGGAACGAGCAGGAGUCCAAGCGACUGGUUGCUCGGGGUUUCCUCCCACCCCAGCAGGAGGACCUUGAGGACCUCUGUAACCUUCCAGUCCUAAAUGAGGACAGUAUCUUGGAUAACCUCCGCAUUCGUUUUCAGAAGAAGAAAAUUUAUACAUAUGCUGGCAGUAUCCUCAUUGCUAUUAAUCCCUUUAAGUUCUUACCCAUUUACAACCCCAAAUAUGUCAAAAUGUAUGAGAACCACCAGUUGGGCAAGCUGGAGCCCCAUAUUUUUGCCAUUGCUGAUGUAACCUACUAUGCCAUGUUGCGCAAGCACAUCAACCAGUGUAUUGUUAUCUCAGGAGAGAGCGGUUCGGGCAAAACGCAAAGCACUAACUUCCUCAUUCACUGCUUGACCGCUCUCAGCCAGAAGGGUUACGCAAGCGGAGUGGAACGAACCAUUUUGGGUGCUGGACCAGUGCUAGAGGCAUUUGGCAACGCAAAGACGGCCAACAACAACAACUCCAGUCGAUUCGGAAAGUUCAUCCAGGUCAAUUACCUGGAGAGUGGAGUGGUGCGCGGGGCUGUGGUUGAGAAAUAUCUACUGGAAAAGUCACGUCUGGUGUCCCGAGAGAAGAACGAGAGGAACUACCACGUGUUUUACUAUCUGCUGGUAGGCGCGUCGGAGGAGGAGCGGCGGGAGUUCAGACUCCUGCAACCAGAAGAAUACUUCUACCUCAAACAGGAAAACUUUAUGAUAGAAGAUGCAGACGACCUUCGCCAUGACUUCGAGCGACUGCAGCAGGCGAUGGAGAUGGUGGGCUUCCUCCCGGCCACCAAGAGACAGAUAUUCUCCGUCCUGUCGGCCAUCUUGUAUCUGGGAAAUGUGACGUACAGUCAGAAGUCGUCCGGUAGAGAGGAAGGUCUGGACGUGGGGCCGCCGGAGGUGCUUUCCACACUUUCAGACCUGCUUAAGGUUAAGGAGGAGCCUUUGGUGGAGGCUCUUACUAAGAGGAAAACGGUGACCGUAAACGACAAGCUGAUUCUGCCCUACAGCCACAGCGAGGCGAUCACCGCUCGAGACUCCAUGGCCAAGUCUCUGUACAGCGCCCUGUUCGACUGGAUCGUCCUGCGCAUCAAUCACGCGCUGCUUAAUAAGAAAGACAUGGAGGAGUCCGUUUCGUGCUUAUCCAUUGGCGUGCUCGAUAUCUUCGGCUUUGAAGACUUUGAGACCAACAGCUUUGAACAAUUCUGCAUCAACUACGCCAACGAGCAGCUCCAGUAUUACUUCAACCAGCACAUUUUUAAACUUGAACAGGAGGAGUAUCAGGCUGAGGGCAUCACCUGGCACAACAUCGAUUACACCGAUAACGUCGGCUGUAUCCACCUCAUCAGCAAGAAGCCCACUGGACUCCUCUAUUUACUUGAUGAGGAGAGCAACUUUCCUCACGCCACUGAUAAAACCUUGCUGGCUAAGUUCAAACAGCAGCACCAACAGAACCAUUACUUCGUGCCAACUCCAGUGAUGGAACCAGCCUUCGUCAUCCUCCAUUUUGCUGGGAAGGUCAAAUACCAGAUAAAGGAUUUCCGUGAGAAGAACACGGAUCACAUGCGUCCGGAUAUCGUGGCUCUCUUGCGAAGCAGCGACCGAGCUUAUGUCCGGCAGCUGAUUGGGAUGGACCCGGGGGCGAUGUUCCGAUGGGGAAUCAUCCGCGCCUCCAUCCGCGCAUUGGCCGCCUUCAACGAGGCCGGCCGCCGCUGGGCAGCCAAGACUGCGGGUGUGGUCAGACCGAACUCCAGAGUUCCUCUAGGAGAGCUGCAGAGAUCUAACGUGCCCAUUGAGAGGAUGUACCGCCAUGCUCCUAUGCUUGAUUUCUCCUUUGAUCAUUCAGAGGAGCGCCCUCUAGAGGCUUUUGAGGACAUCUUUGCUAGUUGUGAGAGUAAGAAGGACAUGCAUGCCCAAAUCAUCAACUCCAUUAAGGACUUGCAGUUGGAUGGAGAAGAUCCACGUAAGCUGCUGCAGUCCUGGGGUCGCCUGCGGUUCCCACGCCACGUCCUCCAGAAAAACAAGAACCCCAAGACCAGGCAACUCAUUCCCAAGAACCUGUUGGACACUCGCUCGCUGAAAUAUGUAGUGGGCCUCCAUGACCGCACCACCAAGUCUUUACUUCAUCUGCACAAGAAGAAGCGUCCUCCCAGCAUCAGUGCCCAGUUUCAAACAUCUCUUAGUAAGCUCCUGGAAACACUGGGGAAGGCGGAGCCAUUCUUCAUCCGAUGCCUCCGCUCUAAUGCUGAGAAGAAGGAAAUGUGUUUUGAUGAGGCACUCAUUGUGCAGCAGCUGCGGUACACAGGCAUGUUGGAAACAGUGCGCAUCAGACGUUCAGGUUAUGGAGCCAAAUACACCUUUCAGGAGUUUACUGAGCAGUUUCGUGUGUUACUACCAAAGAAUUCUGCGUCUCUGGAGGAUAUAUCAUCUUUAUUGCACAGGCUUGGCUUUGACCACACUACCUACCAGAUUGGAAAAACCAAGGUGUAUCUCAAAGAGCUCGAAAGACAGAAGCUUCAGGACAUCCUCCACAAGGAUGUUAUGCGCAAAAUCAUUUUCUUGCAGCACUGGUUUAGAGCUAAAAUAGAGAGGAUGGAUUUUAUUAGAAUGAGAGAGGCAGCCAUCUUGAUCCAGCGCUCAUGGCGUAGGUUCCGCAAAGAGAAGUUCUACCAAGCGGCAGUUUUGAUCCAAUCAGCAUGGCGAGGUUCCAAACAGAGAGCUGGAUAUCAAAAAACACGAGCAUCCAUCACAAAGAUGCAGGCACUUGCAAGAGGGCAUUCGGCUCGCAAACGGUACUACUCACUAAAGGAAGAAAAGAGGAAAAGAGAUGAAGAGGAAGCUUGCCGAAAAAAAGAGGAGGAGGAAGCAGCACAACGAGCUAAAGAAGCAGAAGAGGCAGCUAGGCAAGCUAAAAAGGAAGAAGAGGCAGCCAGGCAUGCCAGAGAGGAACAGGAAGCAGCUAGAAGACAGAAAGAGCAAGAGACUCUACUACAACAACCACUGGCACCAGGCAAGCAGUCCAACAAUGUGGAGACACUAGUGCUGGAGCGCAGUAAGGCUCCUGUGGAUGUUGAGAUUGGAAGUAAGGGCACGGCCCAAGUUGAUGUCUCAAAAGACCGAAGUAAUUCUGAGAUAGUUCCACAAGUGGAGGCUGGUCCUCCUGAGGUUAAAGAACACCAGAAGCAAAAGGAAAAUGAAUCUUCUGCACAUCCCAGGGAGGAAGGUACACAAACUAAACCUACGUCUCUUGAAAUCCCAAGUGGACAAAGCCAAAACAGAGCUCCUCCGCUCGCCAAGCUGCCAGUAUCCAGAAGUCAGGAGAAACGGGAGCUUAGGAGACAACGUGGCCUAGAGCACAGCCAGAGAGAAAGUGAGAGAGCAGCAUUAGCUGGAAAAGACAAUACUUUCUUCGAGAGCAAAACUCUAGAGAGACCAGGGAAAGUAGACAGCAAGUUGAAGGAGCGAUCUGACAGCAAAGAGUUGGAUCAGUACACCUUUGUGGCUUGGAAAGUAGACAAGGUGAAGAAGGAUGCCAAAGAUGUCCCACCUGAACUUGUUCGACCUUCCACCUUACCCUUGGAUAUCCCUAAUUCAGGACCUGAAAGAAAUGGUUACACAGACCCGUCCAUCACCGCUCAACCUGCUCUCGCCAAAGAAGAGGACAACAGGAAAAAAGAACCAACAAGAAGCAGCACUCAGCCAGAAAACCUCAUGGCAGGACCCCACAGUCAGGAGGACAGGAACAUCAAAACUCUCCAGAAUCGCGGGAUCUCUAUGUCACUAGACGAUGUGUCCAAAAUAGGCUUGGGCGGUUCAUCACAGAAGCAGCCCAGCACUGAGGGUGGCACUGAUAAAGCAAAGGCCAGCACACUGAAGGAAAAAGCUCAUGACAGCCAAAGCCUGCAAGAUGUGCCACCUGUCCAGCCAUCGACCCCAGAGAGGACAACAGGGUUUUUCAGAAAGAUUCUGAAGAAGCGUCCACAUAAAGAAGCUCAGACCCCGGAAGAUGGAGACCUGAGCCUAGCUUCCUUUUUGGAUCAAAAAGAAGCAACUUCUCCAUCACGCUCGCACAAUUCAAAACCUAAUGCGAGUCGACCCACUCGGACGGCCAGCAUCAAUAUCAGUCACUCAGCAACUCGGGCCUCUGAGCGGUGCAACUCCUCGCUCAACCGUGUGAUCACCAAUUCGAAUGAGCUACGCCAUCUUGAUGAGUUCCUAGGCAAUCAGGUGAAUGAUCUGCGUUCAAGGGGAAAGCAGCUUUCAGGAACAGAGCACAUCUUCAUUACCGCCACGAUGCAGUUCAGAGAAAACAUCAAGGGGAUGUACUCAUUCUCUAAACCACAAAUUGGGUACGAGGCUUUGAUGAAGAGCUACCACAAUAAAGUGAUCAAUCUAGCUGGAGAAAAGCAGAAAGGUGAGGUGCCACUGGUGGUCAAUCUCUUCCAGUCAGUUCUGGACGGCUUCAUCAGAGCGGAGAUCAAAAAAGAAGAGGCCGAACCAGCCAAGCCCCCCAAAGGUCGGAAGAUGAGAAGGAAGAAGGACAAGGGCUUGGAGAAUCCAUUGGACCAUGUGUUUACGAACUACCAAGUCAACAUUAUGCAGUCUUGUGAUCAGUGCACGUCCUACAUCUGGGGCAUGGAGAAGGCCUACAUGUGCAGUUAUUGCAAAAUGGUUUGCCAUAAGAAGUGCAUUUGUAAAAUCGCCAUAGACUGCUCUACUUUCUGCUCUAAAAAGUGUGAUGAUGAGCCAGGAUCACAACACUUUGGUGUUCGUGUGGGCCACCUGGUCAACAACAAGACCCCUGUGCCAAUCGUUCUGGAGAUAAUGAUGGAACACGUGGAAAUGAAUGGCCUGUACACAGAGGGCAUUUACAGGAAGUCCGGCUCAGCCAAUCGCAUGAAGGAGCUACACCAGCUGUUGGAAACAGGCCCAGAGAACGUUUGUCUUGAGGAUCACCCAAUCCAUGCCGUAACUGGCCUGGUCAAACAGUGGUUAAGGGAGUUGCCUGAACCUCUCAUGACCUUCACGCACUACAACGACUUCCUCCGUGCAAUAGAACUGCCUGAAAAGCAAGAACAAUUGCAAGCCAUUUACAGAGUUUUGGAACAGCUUCCGGCUGCCAACUUCAACACCUUGGAGAGACUCGUUUUCCAUCUUGUCAGGGUUGCAAAGGAGGAGAAGAGUAAUCGGAUGACGCCAAACUCUCUAGCCAUUGUUUUUGCCCCCUGCAUCCUCCGUUGUCCGGACAGCGCUGACCCACUCAUGAGCAUGAAAGACGUCGCCAAAACCACCACUUGUGUGGAGAUGAUACUAAACGAACAAAUCCGGAAAUACAAUGAGAAAAUGGAGGAGAUCGAGCAGCUGGAAUACGCUGAGGCACUGGCAGUCAAUCAGCUCAAGCUUAAAAGACGAAACACGAGCUGGAAUUUACCUCUCAGGUUUAUCACUCCUUACAAAGAAGUGGCGAUCCGGGAGACGCCAGGUUCCGACCUUUGUGCUGUACCUGAGGAUGAGCCCCUGGAUUCAGAUACAGAAGCUGAGCGAAGCCUGAUGGAGCGGAUCAAGUCCAUCAAGCAAGAAAAAGAGGACCUUGCCUGCAGGCUACCAGAACUAGAACAGCCCGGUUCUGACCAGGAGAACCUGGACUCGGAGGCAUCUGUCAGCUCUGAGAGCCUGUUGGAUGAGCGAGCAGUCUGUUCGGACACGGAAGGACAAACAAUCGUAAUCCCAAGAUUAUCCAAACCAGCUUGCCUUCCUAAGUCUGUCACCCUGGCCCAAGGAGGCAGCACAUGGGCUGACGCCUCCUCUCUUCCUUCACUGUCUUCUCCCAGGCUUCAGCUCCAGCGUCGCUGUCCUGUCAUACCCCAAACGGUCAAGCUGCCCCCAGGAGUCUUGUGCCACCCGGCUGUACAGUCCCUCCCUCCCCGCAAAGCCCGGUCCCUCACCCUCGUCCAGCGGCGCGAGCAACCGGGCCGCCGCAAAGACAGCAUCCAGUCCCUCUACAUCGCCGCUGGAGUAGAUCUCCUCUUCCCGCCUUCACCUGCAGCCUCAGACACCGCCAGCGCACAGGAGCUCCAGACCUCCUCACGACGUUUCUCAGACCCAGACAUUGCUUUCGUAAAGGACGAGGUUUGAGUUGCAAAGUGGCAUGCUCUCGAAAGAGCAAUUUGAUUUUAUUGACGUCAUUGGCGCGGACUACUUGCCCCGGUCAUAGUGACUGAUAAAAGAGAAUGGUCUCACCUAGCACUUUUCCAUACUAAUAAUAUAUUGGAUUUUUAAAGAUACUUUUUUUAAGACUCAGAUUUGGGCGGCAUAUAGGCAUUGACAUGCAUCAAUGCUUUGCUUUUUUUUAACAGUCUUGCACCUUUGUGUCUUUUUAACGAAGAUGAAAACUAAUUCAACCAUGACGAGUGAUCCCUUGAUGGUGUUUUGUGGAUGGAUUUAUUCAUACACCCAAAGCUUUGUUCAUCUUAAAUGGACUUUUAAGUUGUAGAUCCUACUUCAAUUCCUGCACAAGAACUCAAUGGACAAGGUUUGACUAGAAGGGGGAAGGAUGCAGCACUAGCCACUUUCCUCUCGGACCAGAAUGCCAUAACCGAAUGCAAUUUUACAUCAUAACUCAGAACUUUUUCUUUUUUUCAUUUUGGUAAACGAUAUGACACUUUGGAUCUGCGUGGAUGUCUGUUCAGAAUAGCUUUGUGUAGGACAGUUAUUGGCCAAGCCAUUGUGUUGAAUACUAAAGUCAAGAGUUACGAGUGUUGUUGAUUGUUGAAUGAAAAGUAUGGAACGAAUGCCGGCUGGAUGUCUAUGAUGUAAAUUACAUUUUGCAUCAUGAGGACCGUAUGUGCCUACUAGUAUCGCUGUUUUUGAGUCCUCAGUGACGUUUUUUGCAUUUAAUGGAGAAAUGAAACUAAUUAUUUUCCUACAAUACAGUUUGUACUUGCCGCAAA
This is a messenger RNA of Carassius auratus (goldfish), 7721 nucleotides long. RefSeq names its product unconventional myosin-IXb-like. The transcript has 42 exons. Gene Ontology annotation, cellular component: actin filament; lamellipodium; myosin complex. Gene Ontology annotation, biological process: actin filament-based movement; lamellipodium morphogenesis; intracellular signal transduction. Lineage: Eukaryota; Metazoa; Chordata; Actinopteri; Cypriniformes; Cyprinidae. The record is from RefSeq and is a predicted model, not a curated record. Gene Ontology annotation, molecular function: actin filament binding; ATP hydrolysis activity; microfilament motor activity. The coding region runs from base 376 to 6906 and encodes 2176 amino acids.